This is a messenger RNA of Rotaria sordida, 258 nucleotides long. Lineage: Eukaryota; Metazoa; Rotifera; Eurotatoria; Philodinida; Philodinidae. The record is from the annotation of a GenBank genome assembly.
AUGCAUAUGAAGGAUAAACGUGUAAAUUAUGCUGAUCAAUCAGUCAUAUUUCCUGACCAAUUUAUUGCUAUAUAUGAAGUUGCAAUUCCUGAAAUAUUUGCAAAAAAAAAAUUAACUUAUCCAGCAUUAGUUAUAUUAUAUAAUGUUCAUCAAUUACGACAAUUAACUCUUAAUGGACCAGAUAUGCAUUCUGAAUCAUAUUUUGUUGAACUUGAUAAUGGUACAAUUCGUCGUUUAUUAUCAAAUAAUUUAUCUUAA